AGAAACCCAGUCUCCGACAGCUUCCGAAGCAUUCUCAACCUUAUUCAAAUGGCUUUCCCGGACGAAGAAUGUUCAACAUGAGUGUGGACCCAGCUCCUCCCCAGGGCCUGCCUUGUCCAGAGGCAUCCAAUUCAGGGGACCGUUCUCCAGUGCCCGAGACUUAUGAGCCUGAAGAAAAUUAUGCAUCCUUGCAAAUGUCAUCUGCUGAGACACCCCACGUGGAGAUGGUCUCUCCUCUCCCUUUCUCCGUGGAUCUGCUGGUUCAGCACAGCCCUGAUUCUUCCACCAGUCCCAGAGUGGAAUUCCUACCCACUCCUGUGGAGAAAAGCCCAGUGAGCAAGGAAGACAAAGUCCAGGUCAAAAAGCAGAAGAUCCGAACUGUGUUCUCUCAGACACAGCUAUGUGUACUCAAUGAUAGAUUUCAGAGACAGAAAUACCUCAGCCUCCAGCAGAUGCAAGAACUUUCCAACAUCCUGAACCUUAGCUACAAACAGGUUAAGACCUGGUUCCAGAACCAGAGAAUGAAAUGUAAGAGGUGGCAGAAAAACAACUGGCCAAGGAAUAGCGAUGGCAUGGCCCAGAACGGCUCAGCAACUGUAGAAUAUCCAGGCGUCUAUUCCUACCACCAGGGAUACCUGGUGAACGCUUCUGGAAACCUUGCCAUGUGGAGCAACCAGACCUGGAAUAACCCCACUUGGAGCAACCAUUCCUGGAACAGCCAGACCUGGUGCCCACAAGGCUGGAAUGGCCAGGCUUGGAGCAACCAGGCCUGGAACAAUCAGUACCACAGCUUUGAAGAAUCCUUGCAGCCCCAGAUCCAGUUCCAGCAAAAUUCUGUCAGUGAUUUGGAGGCCACUUUGGAAACUGCUGGGGAAAGCCAUAAUGUAAUACAGCAAACCACUAAGUAUUUUAGCACCCAGCAGAUCAUAGAUGUAUUCCCAAAUUACUCCAUGAACCUACAGCCUGAAGAUGUGUGA
Messenger RNA from Manis javanica (Malayan pangolin), 977 nucleotides. It is a transcript of the gene NANOG, whose product is annotated as Nanog homeobox. Lineage: Eukaryota; Metazoa; Chordata; Mammalia; Pholidota; Manidae. The record is from RefSeq and is a predicted model, not a curated record. Gene Ontology annotation, biological process: regulation of transcription by RNA polymerase II. Gene Ontology annotation, molecular function: DNA-binding transcription factor activity, RNA polymerase II-specific; RNA polymerase II cis-regulatory region sequence-specific DNA binding.